GCGUCACUGCAGGGGGCGGUCUUGUGGAGAACACCGGAAGUCAGAGCCAGUGGUCGUUCGGCUGCACAUUGGAUUAAAAACAACAACUCCGACUCACGCUGGAAAAAGAAGACUGGCGCGGACGUCGUUGUGUCACCAUGGCAACCGAGGGGGAUCCUUCAGACUUGGUCAAAGUGUUACACCUCCUGGUGCUUUCUUUCUCCUGGGGCAUGCAGGUCUGGGUCUCCUUCAUUGGAGGUUUUGCUUUGGUGCGGCAGGUGACCCGGCACACGUUUGGCUUAGUGCAGAGUAAACUCUUCCCGGUUUAUUUCUACUGUCUGCUGGGAAGCCAUUUUGUCAGUCUGGCAAUUUAUGCAGUGUAUCAUCCAAGAGAGCUGCUGGACGCGCAUGAAACUGUGCAGAUGGGCUUGUAUUUUACGGCGUUGGUGACGGCGGGUCUCAAUGCUCAGUGGUUCGGUCCGGCAACCACUGAGGUGAUGUUCCUGAUGAGGGAGGUGGAGACGGAGCACGGUCUUGGAAACCAGGUCGGACUGGGCGCCGAAAAGGAAGCUUACGCCAAACUCAAAGAGCGAGACCCCAAGUAUAAAGCCUACAAAAGAACGUUCGGCCGCUACCACGGGUUGUCUAGCCUCUGUAAUCUGAUUGGAGUCAUCUGCACCACAACUAACUUGAUCUACACUGCUCUAAAUCUGUCUACAAUUUAGACAUGGUCAGGUGUCAAAAGUCUAAUUGGGUACAAUUGCCAAAUACACAGUAUAUCCAUUAUGUCCAGUAGGGGGCGGUGGUGAAACACAUUUAAAAAUGAGGAAACAAGCAGGUAAUGGUGGCUUUUGUUUGAAAAUAGGUGUCACACUUUUUUUUUAAACGACACAGAAUACAUUUAUUCAAUGGCUCAAAUCUCUGGAAAGACCGCAUUAAAUUUCUUUACCUACACAGUUUUUUGAAUAAGCACAUUUUCGACAUUUGAUUUGCCCCGAUGAAGAACAUUCUUUUCAAUGGCGUUAGAUCCUGAUGCUCAUGAGUAAAAUCGAGUCAUUUUUGGGAUCAUUUGCUAUGCAAGUACGAGUGAUUGUGCACAUUUCUUUAGAAGGG
Molecule: messenger RNA, 1092 nt
Organism: Hippocampus zosterae (dwarf seahorse)
Lineage: Eukaryota; Metazoa; Chordata; Actinopteri; Syngnathiformes; Syngnathidae
Gene: tmem205
Product: transmembrane protein 205
Exons: 4
Coding region: 138-704 (188 amino acids)
Source: RefSeq, a predicted model, not a curated record